CCCACUCAGUCUGCUGACAACCGCAAGUGUCGACGUUUUUAACUAAAAUUAAACAUGUAGUUAUCACGCUUGCAUUCAUGAAUUGUUGCUCGGAAAUGCUGAAUGUUUCACCGAUUUUUUUUAAAAGUUUUUCACCGCUGACUGUUUAUAUCCGCCGAGGGAGAGACAAACUUGGGAAUAACCGAUUUGGAAGCUGAUGAGUAACUUUUAAGAGGCUGACCUAUGCUAAGCUAAUCCGUUAGCCAAACUUCUCUUUAAAAAUACCCUAACAGAGUGGCGUGCGAACUUUAUAUUUUGUCCAACGCAGACUGGAUGGAUUUCUAAAACAGAACGCCGGAGUUUGUCUUCAUUCGGUGUGUGAAAGGUGCAGGUGCGCCUCCUUUUUGGAGCUCCCACGGUAGUUAUAACUUGUUCGCUUUAGCAUGUUGUCGACUUCAUCCUCACACACUUGUGGGAUUUUUGGAUUUAAACACUUGAACCGCUGCUGUUAUUUUAUUAGUUGUUUAAUCAACCCACAAGACAGUGACAUUAGCUAAGAAGUGCCUGGGCUAACGUUAGCUUGUUGGCUAGCUGGGGACGUGGACAGUUGUGGACACUCUCUCUCUCCCACGCAGGACUUUUGACACGCUUUGACCCUGCUGUGGGCUGCUUUGGAGUUCACCAGUGAGGUCUUCAUCAGCCAAUUUCGCAGACACGAGAAGAUGAGUGAUUCAACAAGUUGGCUGUAACCGUUUUAAAGUUUGUUCCGAACGCUCUGCACCCUAUGGUGCCGCUACGGCUACCGAGCAAUGGAUGUCUCGCAGGCCGCUUUCCCAAACGGUGAAGGGCGGCCGGGCGGCAGUGGGACCAGGGAGCAUGUCUGGACAGAUUCCCCCACGGUUCGGGCUUGGGCUCACUCGGCCCCGUUAUGCCUGACUCGGUCCCUGUGGACAGCCGCCUUCGACUACGAGGCCAGCGGCGAGGACGAGCUCAGCCUCCGGCGAGGGGAUGUGGUGGAGGUGCUGUCCAAGGACGCCGCGAUCUCCGGAGACGAGGGCUGGUGGACGGGAAAAAUCAACCAUCAAGUCGGGAUUUUCCCAUCCAAUUAUGUCACUUACCAGCCCGCUAUUUACCGCCUCCCUGCCGCCACCGGGUCUGUGGGAGCUCGGGAGGCCGUCCCCAGUUCUCCCGUUCAGAUCGCUUUCUGUGAACUGGUGCUGGAGGAGAUCAUCGGCGUGGGUGGAUUUGGAAAAGUGUACCGGGGCACGUGGAAGGGCCAGGAGGUCGCCGUGAAGGCUGCUCGGCAAGAUCCGGACGAGGACAUAACGGCCACCUCCGCCAGUGUUAAACAAGAAGCAAAACUUUUUUCCAUGCUGCAACAUCCCAACAUUAUAAAACUGGAAGGAGUGUGUUUGGAGGAGCCUAACCUGUGCCUGGUUAUGGAGUAUGCACGAGGAGGUACCUUGAACCGGGUGUUGACCGGGAGGCGCAUCCCUCCACACAUCCUGGUUAACUGGGCCGUGCAGAUUGCACGCGGGAUGCGCUACCUGCACGAGGAGGCUGUUGUCCCCAUCAUCCACCGCGACCUGAAGUCCAGCAAUAGUAAGUGUGUAUGUUGUGUAGAAAGCAGACCUAAACCUUAA
Messenger RNA from Thalassophryne amazonica, 1622 nucleotides. RefSeq names its product mitogen-activated protein kinase kinase kinase 9-like. The transcript has a single exon. Gene Ontology annotation, biological process: protein phosphorylation. Gene Ontology annotation, molecular function: protein binding; ATP binding; JUN kinase kinase kinase activity. The record is from RefSeq and is a predicted model, not a curated record. The coding region runs from base 789 to 1622 and encodes 277 amino acids. NCBI's taxonomy places the organism in Eukaryota, Metazoa, Chordata, Actinopteri, Batrachoidiformes, Batrachoididae.